This is a messenger RNA of Ochotona princeps (American pika), 939 nucleotides long. RefSeq names its product olfactory receptor 10C1. Lineage: Eukaryota; Metazoa; Chordata; Mammalia; Lagomorpha; Ochotonidae. The transcript has a single exon. Gene Ontology annotation, biological process: G protein-coupled receptor signaling pathway. Bases 1 to 939 code for a protein of 312 amino acids. Gene Ontology annotation, cellular component: membrane. The record is from RefSeq and is a predicted model, not a curated record. Gene Ontology annotation, molecular function: G protein-coupled receptor activity; olfactory receptor activity.
AUGGGGACCAACGCAUCUACAGUGACCGAGUUCGUCCUCGUGGGCUUCUCGCGCCUGCCCGGCCUGCAGGGCGCACUCUUCUCGCUCUUUCUGGCCGUCUACCUGCUCACGGUGACCGGCAACCUGCUCAUCGUGGCGCUGGUGUCAGCCGACGCCGCCCUGCAGUCGCCCAUGUACUUCUUCCUGCGGGUCCUGUCGGCGCUGGAGAUCUGCUACACGUCGGUCACGGUGCCCCUGCUGCUCCACCAUCUCCUCACGGGCCGGCGCCGCAUCCCUCGCUCCGGCUGCGCCCUGCAGAUGUUCUUCUUCCUCUUCUUCGGGGCCACCGAGUGCUGCCUGCUGGCGGCCAUGGCCUACGAUCGCUACGCCGCCAUCUGCCACCCGCUCCGCUACCCGGUGCUGCUGAGCCGCCGCGUGUGUCUGCGGCUGGCAGGCUCCGCUUGGGGCUGCGGGGCGAUGGUGGGGCUGGGCCACACCUCCUUCAUCUUCUCCUUGCCCUUCUGCGGUCCCAAUGCCAUCCCUCACUUCUUCUGCGAGAUCCAGCCGGUCCUGCAGUUGGUGUGCGGGGACACGUCGCUCAAUGAGUUGCAGAUCAUCCUGGCGGCCGCCCUCAUCAUCCUCUGCCCCUUUGGACUCAUCCUGAGCUCCUACGGGCGUAUCCUGGCCACCAUCUUCCGGAUCCCAUCCUCCGCAGGCCGUCGCAAGGCCUUCUCCACCUGCUCCUCCCACCUGCUCGUCGUUUCCCUCUUCUAUGGCACAGCCAUCUUUAUCUACAUCCGCCCAAAGGCCAGCUAUGACCCCACCACUGACCCUCUGCUGUCCCUCUUCUAUGCCGUGGUCACUCCCAUCCUCAAUCCUAUCAUCUACAGCUUACGGAACGCUGAUGUCAAGGCUGCCCUGAAGAGAACUCUCCAGAAAAUGAAGCCUUCAGAUUUCUGA